Molecule: messenger RNA, 1203 nt
Organism: Xylona heveae TC161
Lineage: Eukaryota; Fungi; Ascomycota; Xylonomycetes; Xylonales; Xylonaceae
Exons: 3
Coding region: 1-951 (316 amino acids)
Source: RefSeq, a predicted model, not a curated record
AUGCCUUUCAACCGGACCGCGGUCCGUAAUGUCUUCAUCUACAACAGAGCAACAGGCACUUGCCUUGGUGGACUGCGACAGAACGGAUCAGUGACCGAAGCCGUUUUCCUCUGGAUAUUGAACAAUAUCCUCUUCCUUGUCUCUUCAUCAUCUUCAGAAGAUGCCGAAAUUAGUAUCCAUGCCCAAGCACGAGCUACUCAACGGGUCGUUUCACCGACAAGCAACCCUCUUGAAGCAGGAGAUAUUAUAUUAGACCCAAACCCAAUCGAACUCACCGAUGAGCCUUGGAUACAGCGCAUUUUCUCACGCAGCGUAAGCUCCGGAGGGCGCGAGGAAGACAGGUUCCGUCUCGGAUUACGAGCACGAGAUGGACGGUGUGUGCUGAGCGGCGUCGUCAAUCUGAAUGCGGAAAUGGGAGACUGGUCCCUCUUUGAGAGCGCGCAUGUUUUCCCGCUCGAGAAGGAAAGUCUGUGGACCAGGGAUGACUUUGGGAGAUGGAUUACAGACGACGACGACGACGACGACGACGACAUGGACUUGGACAUGGACCACGCAUCCAAUAUCUCGAAAAUACAUUCCUGCCAAAACGGGUUGCUUCUGCGAAGAGACCUCCAUACAAUGUUUGACAGCUAUCUCAUCUCUGUCAAUCCAGACGACGGUUACAAGAUCACAGUGUUCAACUACGAUAUAUUAGGUCUUGAUGGGCGGAUCCUAGAUCCCGUCUGUCGUGAUCCAGCUGACCCGCACCGUGUAUCUGAUGAGAUAUUGAGGUGGCAUUUCCGCCAGUCUGUGCUCGCCAAUAUGCGAGGGGCCGGUGAGCCUAUCUUCGAGCACGAUUUCCCGCCAGGAACGGAUAUGAUGAGGGACAUUCAAGACGAGCCACGGGGCCAGGAGAGGUUUGAAAUGGAGAUUGCUUUGCGGUUACGUGGAGGAGGACAUGGGGACGGGUAAAAAAUCCCCAGGGGUCAUGAAUGUUUGGAAGGAUCCGGGAUAUCUGCUAUCGUGAGCUAUGAUGCUGGACAUAUACAGUAGGACCAGCGGUCCCCGUAUGUCGGGGAGAAAGAGAGAGAGAGAGAGAGAGAGACAAGGAACAGAUAAAGGGGGGAAGGAAACACGAACCGAAGCGGCAUUACUGAUCUAAACUGAUGAAGAAUUAACGUCGCAUGCUGAAAACCUUUUUUUUUUUUUUUCUUUUUUCCAGCC